UUGGUCGGUCCAUGACAUUAGGUCGGUCAUGAGUCUUGGUCUAUACACUAUGGGAGGGGCAGACAUCCGGAUUCUUGAUGCUCCUAAGGACGAGCUCCGUGCCUGGUGGAAUCUACUCAGUCUGACCAACCGCAAGCUAGUUGAGGGCCACAUCGGGAGGCUGCUCCCCCUACUGGAGGUCAAAGUCCGUACCGGCCUCGUUCGAGCAUUAGCGCACUUCUGGUGUCCCGAGACCUCUACCUUUAUAUUCGGUAAGCACGAGCUCACCCCGACGUUGGAAGAAUAUAGCGUGCUCAUUGGAAAACCAUUGGAGUCGGAGUUAGUCACACCACCUUUGGGAAUUGAUUCUACUUUAAUGUUGGCUGAAUUUUUGAAUGUUGGAAAAGAUGAAUUGGGAAAAGUUUUAAAAGCAAAUCGCGGCACAUGUCCUUUUUCAUUCCUGAGUCAGUGUUUUGAAAAAGCCACAUCUUUUCAAAAGGGCAAAAUCUUUUUGUUAGCAUUUUUCGGGUUCGUGAUUUUUCCUCACUGUAAGAAUGCAUGUAGUCCGUCAAUCGCAUGGUUGGUCCAACAAGUCUGUCUUGAAAAGAAUUUUGGCAACACCAUUUUAGCCGAGACUUUCAUUUCACUCACUAAAUUUAAGCAACAUGUUGACAAAACGUUUCAUGCCCCCCUCGAACUUUUGCAAAUUUGGUUUUUGUCUCACAUAAAAGGAUGUGGCGAUUUACUCACAAUAUCCGAGCUUAGUGAUUCUAACCAUCCCAUUUUAAGCUAUAAAGGAAAAUAAGGAAAUGCACCUGAUUAUCAUUA
Messenger RNA from Syzygium oleosum, 807 nucleotides. RefSeq lists its product as uncharacterized. The record is from RefSeq and is a predicted model, not a curated record. NCBI's taxonomy places the organism in Eukaryota, Viridiplantae, Streptophyta, Magnoliopsida, Myrtales, Myrtaceae. The transcript has a single exon. Bases 29 to 784 code for a protein of 251 amino acids.